AUGAACAGCCAGAACUCCGCUACCAGCGUUCCCGUUGAUCUAUAUAAUGCCGAGGUGGGAAUCACAUUAUUGCCCGGCGCAGUUGAUGCAGCCAAAGCAUCAGCCGCGCAGGCGGCGGCAAGUCCGGCGGCGAGAAGGCUCCGCGCAGAGCCCGCGGGCCACCGUCGCGCGCAGUCCGACGCUGACGCCCUCACCGCCGCGGAUUGGGCGCACGAGCGCUUGCGCUCGUUUAACAUUCGGAAAACCGGCGAGGCGGAAGGGGUUUCUCCAGGUGGCGCAAUUUCCAGCACAAGCGCAGCUUCCGUGGCGGACGCUCCCCAUGCGCCCAGCCCGCGCGGGCGCAAGGUCUCGAGUGCUUUCGCAAGUCCCGCGAGCGGAGCAGUGGGGGGGAGAACGCAUACCUCGCGCGGCUCUUCCGCGCGAGCGCGGCGGGCGAGCGCGGAUGCGACGGACCUUGGGGGAGCCCUGUCGAUUGAGGGGAUGGCGACGGGGCAGAGUGACGGAAAAGUGAAGGUAGAACAGAAGGGAGAGGAGGACGAGAUCUCGGAGAAGCAGCAGCAGCAAGAGGAGAAGCAGCAGCAGCAGCAGCAGCAGCUGCUGCUGCUGCUGCGGCGGCGACAGAAGAAGCUGGUCCAGGCGAGCUUCGUAGAUCGAAGGACUGGAGAGACGGCUGGCCUUAGUCUUAGCCUCGGCGGGAAGGACAAGAGCGCGAACCAAUGGCGCUCCGCCAUUGAACGCUCGCCUGGCGCGGGCGGGCUUGUGUCGCCGCGCGUGGGGGAUGCUUCCCCUGGGGUUGCCGGGGAAGCGAUGCGAUCUGCAGGAGACGCGGCCGUUGCGGAGGCAGGGAGCGGGGCGAGGGUGAACAGGAAGGACGAGUGGAAUAACGAGAGGGUUGAAGAGAAGAGCGGGGAGGGGGUGAAGGUGGAGAGGAAAAGCAAGGAGAAAGGAGCUAGGCGGGACAGAGAAGACAGGCGGACGAGGAUAGAGGGGGGCGAUGGUGGGUGGAAGGGAGCGACGGAGAGGGAGGCUGAGGGAGGGAGGGAGGAGAAAAGGAAAGGGAGGAGGGAGGAUAUGAGGGAGAACGGAACAGAGGAGGGGAGGGAAGAAGGGGCGGAGGGAAAGAUUGAAGAAGAAGGGGGAGGGAAGAGGGAUGGCACUGGGGAGGAACGGGUGGGUAAACAAGGGGAGGAAUGGAGAUCUCCCCACCUGCAAUCCGCACACCUUCCCCCCUCCCUCCUCUACCAAACCUUCCCUUUCCACCCUCCAUUCCCCCCCGCGCAUUCCCACCCUCUAGCCCCCCCUUCGCCAUUCUCCUUCCCUCUCUCCCCAGCGUCUCCCUCUCAGCUUCUGCGAAAAGUGUGGGAUGCAGAAGGGGCAUGUGAUAGCGGAGAGUUUCAGGGGGACCUGUAUGGGCUGGUCACGCCUGAUGCUGAAGAUUUGCACGAGUCUUGGCCUGCUGCUGCUGCUGGGGGUAGCAAGGCGCCCCAGGAAUCUAUGUCUGCAGCUGUGGGGGAUAGCAAGGGGAGAGAGAGAGUAGCAGGCGGCGAGUCUUUGGAGGAAAGUGAUGGGAGUGUGGCAAGUAUUGCGACGUCGCAGAGCUCUCGAAACUCAAAGGAUGGGAGUGCGUCGAGUUAUGUAGUUGCAGAAGAAAUGGAAGGGGCAAAGGAAUCAGAGAAGGAUGAGAGGGAAGAAGAUGGGGAAGUGGCUUUAACGGUGUGUAAACCGUUGGGGAGUGAUGGGACGAGAAGAGACGAGGGGGGUGAGGGGGAUGAUGAGGAUGGGGGGAGAGUGAUCGUGGUGCGAGUGGGGAGUGCAGGUGAGGUGGCUAAGAGCAGAAGCCCUAGAACUCCUGGGAAAUCUCCUGGUAAAAGCCCGACAGGGAGCAGGCGAAGAAGCCCCAGAAGUUUCAAGGAAGGGCAGGGCAGAAGUUCCAAGGGCGAGGCCUCGUUAUUGGAGAACUCGUUAUUAAGGAAUCAUACUGAUGACGAGAAAGAGCAGCAGAGGCGGCGCCGGGAGCGGCGGCUGCGGCAGCUGCGAGUGGGGAGGCGGUCGAGAGGUGCGGAUGAGGAGAUGUGCUGGGUGGAGGAGGGAGAUGAGGGGAUGGAGGGGUUGGAAGGGGAGACGGGGAUAGGAGAGAAAGGGGGAGGUGAGAGGGGGAGAAGCGAGUGGAAGGGAAGUGGCAGGCAGGCAGGUGCAGCUGAGAUGUUGCUGAUGAGGCAGUUGCAGGAGAGGGAAGAGGAUGAGGAAGGAGACGAGGGAGGAGAUGGGGGAGGAGAGAGGGGGGGAGAGAAAGAUGGAGGGAGAGAGCAGAGGAAGAGGGAUAGUUCCCGAGGCAGAGCUUCUUUCAGGGAGAUCGACAGCUGGGAAGGGAGGGAGGAAGAUGGAAGACGCACGGAGGGAGGGAGAGGGAAAGGAAGCAGGGAAGGAGGAGGGAACGAGGGCAAACAGCAGCAGGAGAAGGAGUGUACGGUAUCUGACAAUGGAGGGGGGAAGCAACCCAAAGAGAAGGAUGAGGUGGAGUUGAGAAGAGCACGGGAUGGGGAAGAAAAGGAGGGUGGGGAGCGGAAGGAGGGCGGGGAACGGAAGGAGGGCGGGGAACGGAAGGAGGGCGGGGAACGGAAGGAGGGCGGGGAACGGAAGGAGAGGAGAGGAAGGAAAGACGUCCUCUCAAAGCUCUCCAAGCGAGACAGUGCCUUGGCUCGCAGCAACGAGAAGGUAUACGCCACCAUGCGCCGCUCUAACGAUCUCAAAUCCACCAGCGGCGGUGACCCCUCUGAUCCUCUUAUCAAGCCCUCUGCUGCUGGAGCCCUCGCAGGCUAUGCAGCCUUUGAUGCAUCCAAGGUUCGCGGCGCGAUCACGCCGGGAAGGUCCCGGGGGAAGGGUGGCGGGACCUCGUUCCGGGCAGCUGAGAAAAGUUUGCUGCCCGAUUUUGAGACGACGGUGAUGGAUUUGAAGCUGGAUUUGAAGGCAGCAGCAGGUGCGGGUGCAGGCGCAGGCUCGUCUCGCUUUGAGGAUCAUCGGCAGAAGCUGUCUGCUUCAGCUGCUGCUGCCGCUGCCAUCGCUGCUGCUGUUGGUGGUGCUGCUGGUGGUGGUGGUGUUUCUUCUGCUUCUGCUGUUGCGACUGGUACCGAAGUCUUGAGCAGGAGCAGCCGGGCGAAGAGCCCUUGGCGAAGCUCCAAGGACAGAAGAGGGAUGUCUCAGGGCGACCUGCGCUUUGACCUCACAGCAGACCCCCUUGGGGGCUUGGAUAACGCCUCGGUGGGUGACACUGGGGGGCUGGGACGGGGAGGGCGGGGGCGGGUGAGAGAGGGGGGGGUUUCGAAAGUCUGGGGAAUCAUAGGCUCCUGGCGGCCUACCAAAGUGGGGCUUUUAGGCGGGGAGAUUUGCUCUCUGCAGGAGCGGUACUUAGUUAAGCAGGAGAUUGGGAGCGGUUCGUAUGGGAUGAUCCGGGCUGUGCGGGAGAAGGAGACGGGGAAAACGUGGGCGUGCAAGAGCAUUGGGAAGGAUCAGAUUCAGACCAAGGCAGCAGUGGCAGCGUUGCAGCAGGAGGUGGCAGUGAUGCGGCUGCUGAAGGGGCAUGCGCACGUGGUGGAGAUGAAAGAGACAGUGGAAGACGACACGCACGUGCACAUAAUCAUGGAGCUCUGCAAGGGAGGGGACCUCUUUGACCGCAUCAAGCAGCGCAGCCGCUAUGAGGAGAAACCCGCAGCUGCGGUGCUGCAGCAGCUGAGUCUGGUGCUGCGGGCGUGCCACUCCCUGGGAGUCAUGCACCGCGAUGUGAAGCCCGAGAACCUGCUGCUCUGCUCCCCCACUGAUGACGUCGCUGUCAAGGUCACGGAUUUUGGGAUUGCUGCUACGAUCAAAUCAGGCGCCAAGCUAACGGAGUUCAUAGGGUCCCACAUGUACAUGGCACCAGAAUUGAUCAACAAGAGCUACAGUGCCGAGGCCGACAUCUGGUCUGCGGGAGUCGUCCUAUACGUCCUUCUGGCCGGCGUGCCGCCCUUCUGGGCCUCCACAGAAUCGGGAGUGCUGGAUGCAAUCGUAUCCAAGCCCCUCAACUUCUCCUUCCCUCCAUGGCCUUCUAUAUCCCCGGAGGCAAAGGACCUUAUAAAAGAGAUGCUUAAGAAAGACCCGGCGGAGAGAAUCACACUGGACGCUGUUCUUGGUGAGUUCCCCUUUUGCUAA
This is a messenger RNA of Closterium sp. NIES-65, 4185 nucleotides long. The record is from the annotation of a GenBank genome assembly. Lineage: Eukaryota; Viridiplantae; Streptophyta; Zygnematophyceae; Desmidiales; Closteriaceae.